This is a messenger RNA of Didymella exigua CBS 183.55, 1021 nucleotides long. RefSeq lists its product as uncharacterized. The record is from RefSeq and is a predicted model, not a curated record. Bases 219 to 974 code for a protein of 251 amino acids. The transcript has a single exon. Lineage: Eukaryota; Fungi; Ascomycota; Dothideomycetes; Pleosporales; Didymellaceae.
GUAACCCCGGUGCUGGGUACAGUCACCUGUAUGUCAAAGAGUGGUGCAGGGCACUGUACUUUGGAUCAUACAACCUCAGUUGCAUGCUCGGAGAAGGCCAGAUCGAGAAUCUAAAAGACACGAAAUACCUCACGGUGACAAGGUUCCAGCAGUAACAGACUCGGACAUCGGCAAGCACCUCGGCAGACCUGCCUUUCUCCUUGACUCCUAAGACAACAAUGAACAUCAGUCAAGUUGCGGCCUGGUCACAGGGUGACACAAAUGGACGGCUGAAGCCUAUGGUUACAACAGCCUCGCAGAACUCCCGGCUAAGCGCGGCCAAGUCAUCCACAAAGUCUGCAUUUCUCGCUAUUUUGCGAGCAUCUUGUUCCCGGUCACUGGCCCGGGGGCUUUCGAGGCGCUGUACCCACCACCGCAUGUACGCCUCUUUCUUUGAGACCCGGAUUGUGCAACAGUACGCAGAACCCGACAACCAGGUUUCGAGGAUAACGGCUUUCGUGUCAGGUGCCAAUGCAUGCUCUGUACACAACACACCUACCAGCAUGGGCCAUGAGCCAGGUUGGCUUAGUGUUGCUAUUGGCUUUGAUCCAGGUGAAGAGGUAAUGUCUCUCACAGAGCGCCCACGAUUUGAAAGAGCAUCUCUGUUUGUAUCGAAUACCUCCUCGCCCUGCGUUGACCUGCAGAUCUUGAAACGUCAUGGAAGCACGACUAAUUACGGCGACGGGCUAUCCACAGCCAUUCAACUCACAACCUGCUGUACCUGUCGGCCUUGCAUUGGUCGUAUAACAUCGCUACUUGGGGUAAACGCUCACACGGCAGAUUGCAUGUCUGCGAGGUACGGUCAGGUGUGCCACGGCCUUCUGGCCUCGUUGCGAACCUUAGCUAUGGGGUAUAUCAAAGCGCUCAAUGUCACUGCUGUCCGAUCUAAGCCACCUAUGGACUUGCAGGACCUGAACAGCCUUUGUGUCGCCUGAGGACAACACGUUGCUAGAACAGACUCAGGCCGAAACACAUGGAUUGA